CCUCCCACCCCAACCACAUCUCCUCAAUUUACUUGCCAGAUGUGACUGUUUAACCCAGUUUAUCGCAGCUUUUUUUAUUUUUGCUUUUGCGUUGCGCAUCUCAUCGUCCUGCGUCCUCCGCUUCUUCCUCUUUUGCUGCUCUCUUUUCCUGCAGCAGCUCUCGGACGCUUCUCUCUCACACUCUACUGGGUUUCUUUUUUAAAAGAUUUAUUUAUUAAUUAAAGGUUUGCUUGACCCCCUUGAAGGAAUGCGAGCAGUUUGCCUCUGUCUUCCGCAAAGCCUCAUGACCAGCUGCCCUGAAAACUGUCCCCCGGUCCCGUCUCGGGGUUGACGCUGUCCCUGUCCAUGGUGCUGAACAGCUUUUUCCCGAAGACGCCGUUGAGCUGCGGCUGCUGCUCCACAAAUCCUCCGUAUUUCUGGGUAUUUUUGGGUUCUGCAGGUGAGAUGUCAGCAAUGAUCGCUUCAUCUACCCGGAGAGGCUUCUGAACUCAAAACAGAAGGAGUUGAUCCCGAAGGAAGCCAAACGAAUCGAUUGUGACUCCUACGGUUGAUUUCAGAGAGACUCCUUCGACUCUCACGCGCUCCCUUUCUCUUUUAUUUUUUUUAGACUUUUCCGAAAGAUGAACAUUGGAAUCAUGGACCAUUCGUGUAACUCAUCUUAACGUGGAAAUAUCUGGCCUAAAAAUAACGACAAGCCGGCUGGGGGCGGGGGGACUGGAAGUAGCGGGUGAAUUAUCUUCAUUUGUAGCAUAUCCAAAAAUAUUUGUGUUGAUGCCGGAAAGGGGUCACUUCUAUUCUGGAUCAGCUGAGACUAAAACAACCCCUUCUGCCCUAAAAUAAAAACUUGUCCUGAAUACCAAAUGUCAGUUUGAGGAGGUCUCAUCAAGACAAUGGAGGCGUCCGCCAAUGGGUCCAGUUUUGGCAUCGACUCUCUGCUGUCCCACAGGCCUGGGAGUCCGGUGUCCAAAGGGGACAGUCUGGUGGGAGAGUGCCGCUCGCCUCUGGAGUUCAGCCCCAGAUCAGAAGUGGAGAGCGGCUGUUCGUCGCCUCCGUCGCCGAGGAGGGAGUGCGUGGAUGAGGUAGCCCAGAGGCAAGGUCACGGCGUCGGCCUACCACCGCACCUGCAGCACGCGCAGAUAUCUGCUGGGUCGCAGCAGAGGACCGUGACCUCGUCGUUUCUCAUCAGAGAUAUUCUCGCGGACUGUAAGCCUCUGGCUGCCUGCGCUCCUUACUCCAGCAAUGGACAGCCGACUCAGGAGGCGGGGAGGCUGGCCUCGAAGAUUGCGGACGACUUUAUGGAGAAAAUCCACAGCAACUCAUCGUCAGACAGUGAAUAUAAAGUGAAAGAGGAGGGAGACAGAGAGAUCUCAAGCAGCAGAGACAGCCCUCAGGUCCGGCUGAAGAAGCCCAGGAAGGCCCGGACAGCCUUCACAGACCACCAGCUGGCCCAACUGGAGCGCAGUUUCGAGCGGCAGAAGUACCUGAGCGUCCAGGACCGCAUGGAGCUGGCGGCCUCCCUCAACCUCACCGACACGCAGGUCAAGACCUGGUACCAGAACCGGAGGACAAAGUGGAAGAGGCAGACGGCGGUAGGACUCGAGCUUCUGGCCGAAGCUGGAAACUACUCCGCCCUGCAGAGGAUGUUCCCGUCCCCGUAUUUCUACCCGCAGAGCCUGGUGUCCAACCUGGACCCCGGAGCUGCCCUCUAUCUGUACAGAGGCCCAUCGGCGCCCCCGCCGGCCCUGCAGAGACCCCUGGUUCCUCGGAUCCUGCUCCACGGCCUGCAGGGGGCUAGCGAGCCGCCACCUCCCCCGCCUCCCCUGCCUCCUAUGAGCGGCGUGCUUCCCCGGCCAGCUCAGCAGCGGGUGCUGGAUGCGCGCUCCUCUGCCAAACGGCUCCAACAGCUGGUGACCGGGCUGGAGCUGACUGCAGACCGGGGAUCAGCGUGGGGACAGCUGGUCAGCGGCUCCACCACAACUACCACCACAACCCCUCCCUUCAUCCUUACAAAUUUCAAUCAGCCACCCAUGCACCAACCCCACUCUCAUCCUCCAAGUCUGUGUGGACCCAAGUUAUUCGGCCAUGGCGCUUUGGGGGUUAAAGGAGUUCAGGCUGACGGACACGACUUGGCAUGUAGGAUGUUAACGAUUAGACAAAAGACUUUAAUAGGUUUUAAUUGAAAGUCGAUAAUGGGUUUGAUAGCCAGCUCCCCCUGCUGUCCUCCACGCAAGGCACCUGUUAUCUGGGGGCUCCACUUAGUGGCUGACCAUGCCGUGAAAUAUCAGACUGACGGCCCGAUAACGUGCGCUUUCAUGAUGCGUAAAAUUGCAUUAAAAAUACAGUUAGCCGGCCCGGCGGGUUUUGACGACUGGGAAAGUGAAGAGAAGGAGAAAAAAAAUCACCUCCCAACUUGCCAAAAGAUCAUUAUAGUCCCAUCACAAGGAUCCGUGACCGAUUCAGUUAACAACGAGCCAUUUUUGGG
Molecule: messenger RNA, 2482 nt
Organism: Neolamprologus brichardi
Lineage: Eukaryota; Metazoa; Chordata; Actinopteri; Cichliformes; Cichlidae
Gene: barhl1b
Product: BarH like homeobox 1b
Biological process (GO): regulation of DNA-templated transcription
Molecular function (GO): DNA binding; DNA-binding transcription factor activity, RNA polymerase II-specific
Source: RefSeq, a predicted model, not a curated record